UGAGCUCAAAACAUGAAGGUGAUUUGAAAAUACACAAAAAUAGAAUUUCAGUUACAAUGCAGACACAGAUGCUCCUCCUCAUCUUUCUCCUCAGCCCGGGUCUCGCUGAAGACACAGUGGCAGAGGACAUUGGCCCUCACCAGCUGGAGCGUCUGGUGGUUCUCCUGACAGCGCGUGAGUGUGAGGAGCUCAUCUCUGUUCUCUCUCACGGCGAGGAGAGCAUCUUCCAACGCCUAGAUCGUCUGUCUCCAGAAAGGAACCAGCUACAAACACACUCACGGAGACCAAGAAGUACAGACCAGGAGACCCCCUGUCGCUCAGGGCUCAAGGACUGGUUGCAGACUCAUGGCAGGCAGAUAUACUACGACAGGCUGUCUCGCGCACUGCAACAGAUUGGCAGGACUGACAUUGCCAUAGAGGUGGGUAAGAACAUCAACCAGGAUAAAAAUCUUGCUAUCCAGAGAUAUGUAGAGGGAUACCACGAGCUUGUUAGCAAAAUGGCCGCCCAAGAAGAGAAGGACCAAUCAGACCUUGAGGAUAAAGAUGGCCAUGAGGAGGUGCUACAGUACUCAGCAAAACAGGCCAAAGGAUUGACGUGGAAAGAUGUGGAUUUAGAGGUAAAACGGCAUCCUGCACCACCGUCUCAACAUCAACUACAAGACACAGUCUGGCAUCUGCUUUACGGCCUUUUCCUUGGAUUUGCUGGGGCACUGAUCAUGAGUGUGACCGUCCUGCUUAUUAGCAUAUACGUGUCCCGUGGCAACAAAACCAAUUACAAAACUACCCAUCAUCAUCGUCCUCUACUUGGUUCUGAAACAUCAUCAUCAAAACACAGACAGCGCCAAAAAGACACCCAGGAUGAAACCGAGAGGCUCCCAUUUUAAUAAAUGUUCGAGACAAUUAUCAAGCUGUGCUCAUCAGUCAGUAAUUCAAUAUCAAAGAGAUCUGUCUUUGAUGGCCAAUGAUGACCCGAGGUACUUGCAAUAAAGCAGUUCUACUGGC
This is a messenger RNA of Triplophysa dalaica, 1002 nucleotides long. RefSeq names its product transmembrane and death domain protein 1-like. The record is from RefSeq and is a predicted model, not a curated record. Gene Ontology annotation, molecular function: protein binding. The transcript is spliced from 5 exons. Gene Ontology annotation, biological process: signal transduction. Bases 57 to 884 code for a protein of 275 amino acids. Lineage: Eukaryota; Metazoa; Chordata; Actinopteri; Cypriniformes; Nemacheilidae.